AUGGAUAAUAGACCAAACUAUGGAGCAUUCCGUCCCCCUAAUCCUCCCCCAAGAGGCAUCAAUCCUAAUAUAGCAGGGGCAAAUCCCGAAGGAGUUUAUGAAAUCGUUUUCACAGAUACAAACGAAAUACUGUAUGUACACUCAGAUAUGCCUAUCAGAGUACGCUGUAGAUAUUGAGGCCACAUAGGAAUAUCAAAGGUUAAGACUUCAUGCAACUGGGAUGAUACAUGCUUUCUUUUAUUCAUGCUAUUGUUCUUCUUUAUCUUUUAUUGUUGUAUACCUGCUGUAUGAGCACGCACAAGAGAAUCAGCCCAUCACUGAGAAAGAUGUGACAGAGAGAUCCUAAAAGUUAGCAUUGGCCAUGAAUAACACAGAAGACUCUUAACUAAUCAGAGAAGAGCCAUAUAAUCUAUCAUUAGGAGUUAAAAAUGCGC
This is a messenger RNA of Moneuplotes crassus, 434 nucleotides long. The record is from the annotation of a GenBank genome assembly. Lineage: Eukaryota; Ciliophora; Spirotrichea; Euplotida; Euplotidae.